AUGCUUGUUCCGCGCAGUCGAAAGCCUCGUCAACACACAGCCAAAGAGCCCGCCGACCGCCGCGGGGGGGGGGAGGCAGGCGGCAAAGCGGCUCCUGCAGGCGCUGGUGCUCUCCGCGCGGCGUCAGCUGCUGAGGGCUCCCCAGCGGAUGCGGCCGCAGCGGGCAAGGCGCAGGCAGCGGAAGAGGCAGGCGAACCCUGCGUGGACCGACAGACCUUGACAGACGAGGGCAGCCACUGGCUAGCACAGCGUGCGCGGCGGAGGGCGCAGGCGCUCUCUGGUGAGGCCAGUCUCGCCUCAGCAGGCGGCGAGCCCGCCGUGCAGCAAGGCCCCGAAGGCGGACUCGCGAGGAAACCAGUCACCGUGGUGUUCGCUCACGCUGCAUCCCUGGAAGAGACGAGUCCGUCGUCUGCCUCCUCGUCGUUUGCGCUCUUCCUCCGCAGCCUCCUCCCGAGGCUUUUCCUGCUCCCGGCAGACGCCUCGUCUGCAGGCGCCGCCCCACAGAGGCCCCCGGCUGUCUCCUCCAAACCGGCUCCGGCCCCGCUGCUGUCUCCGACGCAGCACCGGCACCUGCCCUUCGACUUGGUAUCGGUCGACGUCUCCGCCGAGCCGCAUCUGAGCAGUUACCUCGCUCUGUCUUCUGUCCCUUCGCUCGUGUGCUUCUACGAUACGAAGACCUACGCGGUCCUGACGCCUGGAGCAUCCGAUGCUGCGCUUCUUCGGUUCCUGAGAGAGGCUGCAGAUAUCGCGGAGGCGAGUCCGGCCUCGCCAGCAGAGACGACCCCCUCUGCGCGCGUGGCGCCGACUGCAGUCGCCGAGGCUGUGCGUGAAGCGCGCGCGGAGGCGGCGCAGGCGGCGAGCGUCCCUCAAAGGGAACGCGCCGCCGCGGCUGGCGUCUCCGCCUGGAUCUCUAGAAAGAUCUCCGAGACCGACGCAGCCGCGCUCGUGGGCGCCUGGGCAGAGAGGAAGCGCACCCAGUCUUUGCUGGCGCGGUUAAAAACAGCCAUGCGGAGGCGGCAGGCGACGGAAGUCAGAAAGCUCAGAGACGAGCUCGCGGCGGACGACCGGCCUGAGGAGCUGGAGCUCUCCCGCGGGCGAAGGCUGUUCGCAGAGCUCCAGCUGCACCUGGAGCGCGACGGCGGCGCAGACAGAGCAGCGCUCUCGGCGCUGCUCACUGAGAUCCUGGGCAAUGCGCUAAGUCUCCCCAGCGGCUUGCGAGGCUCCGCGGCGGCGGAGGCGGAGGCGCGAGACGCGGCGACGGCUCCACGCGCUUUGUACCCGGGGGACGCGCGCGGGCGGCGAGCAGACGCGCACGAAAGCUGGGCGGUGUCUCCCUACGCCGUCCGCGGAUUCAUGAACGAACUUGAGACCGAGCCUGCGUUCGCUCGCCUUCUCGCGCGGGCGACUGUCGCGCUUUUUGACCAGGAGCGCGCAGCUCUCAAUGAGCUGGAGGAGUGGACCGCGCGCAUCGAAGAGCACGGUGACAAGAGCGAUUGGGCUGCCAUGUGCGCAGACAUGCCUGAGUCGCUCCGCGACGUCUUGGAGACGGAAGAGCCUGUGCGGCCUCUGGAUGAAGCUGUUCACUACGCACACGUCACCUUGAAGAAUGAACGAGAUCUGGCGCGCUACCGCCCCUCGGUCUUCUUCCUCGCGGGUUCGCCGUCGCUUCUCGAUUGCCCUCUUCGCACGCUCAGCCGGCUGUGCCGCAUCCGGGCGGCGCGGCAGUUUUCCCGCGGCUGCGUGGAGGAGGACGCGCUGGCGCUCGCCGUUCGCGCGUACCGCCUCGAGAGCCAGGGCGCGGCGGAGGGCUCGCGGGACACCGCUCCUGCACACGUGCUGGGCACGUGGCGGGACGACGAGGCGGCGCUGCAGACCGUUGAGGCCUCGUACGACAAGCUUGGCGGAAACGGCCAAGAAGACCUCUUCGACCAAAUGGCUUGCCAGCGAGCCGGAUGGCCUGCCAGAACUCUCGUCAUGGCCAUGUACAUGGCUCUCGGCGCCAAACAUCCUGCUGUGCAACGCAGCCGCGCAGAACUGGAAGUUUUGCUCGGCACCGACGGAUUCGUUCCCGUCAUCUUCCCGCAUACGCGUGCGCGAGCCGGUGGCAAGCCGAUUAUGAUGCGCGGCAAGAGCGGAAAGUGGCACUGGCUGGGUCCCUACUGGAAGCCGCCGUGGGCGCCGUCCAACAAAGUGCGCUGGCUGGCGGGACGGGAGGAGUGGAGCUGGUCUAACCCAGCCCGGUGA
Molecule: messenger RNA, 2244 nt
Organism: Besnoitia besnoiti
Lineage: Eukaryota; Apicomplexa; Conoidasida; Eucoccidiorida; Sarcocystidae
Exons: 12
Coding region: 1-2244 (747 amino acids)
Source: RefSeq, a predicted model, not a curated record